GUUUCCAAUUUACCACUGUAUUGAUUGCUACUGUGUGUUGUCUGUUCUGUUUUUUUUUUGGCUCUCGCUUUGUGUAUUAAUGUGUGUUGGCUUCGUUGUUCAUGUUUGUGUGUGUGUUUGUGGUGAGAUUCAUUGUUUUGAUUUUCUAUAUCUUUUGCGCACACUGACAUAUGGCACUCGUCGCAUGCUCCGACAUAUUCUUCAGUUACUUUGUUUCUUUUUGCGACAAAAUUAUUUUACGCAGAAAUUGUGCGAUUGUAAUAUUUUUGGUGUCAUUAAAAUUGUUCCAUCUUUUCCCCUAAAAAUCACAAAUGAGUUCGCUUCGAUUCGUUUACCGAUUAAGUUUCAACUGCAACGGAAUGAAUGUGUAUGAAAUAUAAACAAAUCGCAUUGAACGCAUCCAUCGACGCCAAUGACACACACACACACACACACACACACAUAAUUCAAGACAAAGAAAACGACGAUGUUUUUGGCGCGCGAAUUUUCAUCAGUUUUUUUCUCACGAUUAAAUCAACGUCGAAAAAUUCGUACGGAAUCAUCUCAAGUGAUGAUUGUCAAUUGUGUUGCCGGUCAUUUGGGAAAGUCGCAAUGAACAAACGAAAGUGCACCGUCGGUGAUUCAUCCGUUCAAAUGUAUUCCAAUCCAAAACAAAUCAAAUUGUCGAAUAGCUGCGCGGAAUUGUUGAAUGACAUUGAUUUUGUGGAUUUUGAUGAUGAAUUUACAUCGAGUGAAGGAACCAAUGAUGAGCAAUUGACGACUGCAAGCACCAAUUUCGUCACAAAUCUGCUGGAUGGAAUUGAUUUUGACAGUUGUGAUGCGAGUGAUCAACGCGAUAAACUGUUGGAUCUAAGCAUUUGGAAACGAUGUAUCAUCGAUGAAUGUCGCCGUGAUGGACACGAUUUGGUUGUCGCGGGCUAUGAAGACGCUGGCAAGUGUGAUAAACAGAAGACUGACUGUGGCAAACGGAUGAUUUGUCGCUUGCAACACUAUUGGACACAGUGUCGAAUCGAAGCUGGCGACAUUGUCUCAAUAGUAGCCGUUUGGAACACAAAAAUCAAAUCGUAUUGCGUCACAAAUACAAAUGGAUUUGUGGUGGUUCGACCCGAUUUCUUGGUGUCCGGAACAACCGUUGUCAGUGGGCUGUUUUGCAUGAGGAAAGCCGUUCUACAAGAUCGAUUCAAAGGCAUCGAAGCUGGCAUGAAAAUUAUGACCGUCGGUUCCAUAGUACAUGAAUUAUUCCAAAUUGUGCUGCGUCGACGGCUUACAACGCGUGAACAAAUCAAAGCGGUCAGCGAUGAAAUGCUAUCCGACGACGGAAUGGCGUAUACUUUGUAUGCAAGCAGCAUGAAAUCGGCCGAGGCACGUACUGAAUUUGAUGGAUUUUUGGAGAGAAUCUACGAGUUUAUGCAGCAAUACGUGGAGGGAAAAGCACCAACGACUUCAAACAAAACGAUUGAAAAUUUUGACGGAACAAUUGAAAGUAUUCAGGACAUUGAAGAGAAUAUAUGGGUGCCUCGACUCGGGCUUAAAGGCAAAGUCGAUGUGUCGGUGAAUGUGAAGUGUCGUCCGAGGAAUGGAGCAUCAAAGAAGAAAUCAUUGUACAUGCCUCUCGAAUUGAAAACGGGUCGCGCCUCAUUUUCCGCUGAGCACUCUGGCCAAUUGAUCAUUUAUCAAAUGAUGAUGAGCGAAAUCGAGCAAUCAACCGUCGAAUCGGGCCUUCUUCUGUACUUACGAGAAGGUGUAAUGCGUGAAGUGAAAGGAACACACAACGAACGACGGGAUUUAAUACUUCUUCGCAAUGAAAUUUCAUAUUAUUUAGCUAAACAAUUUGAAGCGUAUGCAAAUAUCGGUCAAAAAUCAUUAUUCGACGAAGAAAAUGGCACAAGUAACGAUGAUUUGCUCACUGAACUGAUGCGAGUGUCAUACAUUCCCGAACUUCCCGAGCCAAUCAAUCGAGGCAACGUGUGUCCAACUUGUCCGUACAAUAUUUUAUGUUCAGUUUACCUUAAUCAAGAUAGCAAAACACUUUCAUCGCUCGAUGCAAAGCAUCCAAUGCGUGAAUUAGCGCCAUUAGUUACUGCACACUUGAACGAUGCACAUAUCAAUUAUUUCUGCCAUUGGAUCGGCCUGAUGGUGUUGGAAGAUCAAGAGAAUAAAAAAUUGAAUCCAAAUAAGGUGCUAUGGCUUGAAACACCCGAACAUCGUCAGAAGUGUGGCCGGGCUGUAUGCGAUCUCAUAUUGAAUCCAGAUGUUCAAAGCGAUAAGGAGGGCGAAUACAUUCAUGAGUUCAGCACAAAGAUUGUCGAUUUAACGUCAUUCGGCUUCAGUCUGGGCAACUAUUUAAUUGUCAGCACACCGAAACGGUAUUCAGUCGCCGCUGGACCCGUUAUAGCGAUCACGGAAAAUGUCAUCACACUCAUUUUAGACAGAAAUUUGUGUGAUCGAUACCGGAAUGAAAAGUUCAUCAUUGAUAAAUAUGAAUCACAAACCAAUGCCACAUUCAAUAUGUCCAAUUUGGGUGCCUUACUUGAUACAACAGAAGCUGCCGAACGACUGAGAAAAAUUGUCAUCGAUCGUGUGCAGCCAACGUUUACGAAGACAUUACCAAAAGUGAUAACUACCAAAGGGAAAUCCAUUCUAAUGACAUUGAAUGCAAACCAAAGAUCGGCUGUGCUGAAGGCACUCACUGCAAAUGAGUAUUUAUUGUUAAAAGGUUUGCCGGGAACGGGAAAAACGCAGACUCUAGCCGCCCUCAUUCGAUUACUAGUUCUCAUGGAGAAAUCCGUACUGAUUACGAGUCACACACAUUCGGCCGUUGACAAUGUUUUGAUGCGACUGCGAAAAUGUGACAAUCAAAUAAAAUUCAUGCGAUUGGGUUCUGCAAAGCGUAUACAUUCAGAGUUGAGGGAAUGCAGUGAGGAAUUUUAUACAUCGAAUUGUAAAACGCCAGACGAACUAGCCGAGGUUUAUAAUCAAUUUAGUGUGGUUGGUGUCACAUGCUUGGGAUCGGGGCAUCCGUUAUUAACGCAACGCGUGUUCGACGUUUGUUUAGUGGACGAAUCGACGCAAGUGUUCCAAAGCACAGUGUUGCGUCCAUUAUUCUCUGCCAAAAAAAUCAUUCUAGUUGGUGAUCCUGAUCAAUUGCCGCCGAUCGUACGGUCACAAAUAGGGAGAAAACUAGGUGCCGACGAGAGUUUAUUCGCUCGGCUAGACUCACCACAGGCAACCGUGGCCCUAACACAUCAAUAUCGAAUGAAUAAAACCAUAACCAAAUUGGCCAAUGAUCUCACGUAUCAUGGCGAGUUGAAAUGUGCCAAUGAUAAUGUGUCCAAUGCAACAUUCAAGACGAAAGUCUGCACAAAAAUCAAAUGGAUCCAACGUACAUUGUCACCGCAUAUCGAUCAAUCGGUGAUUUUCUUGAAUACCGGCAGCGUUGCCGAGAUCAACAGUGAAACCGUUGACCGAAUAUUGGGUUGUGCAAGCACAAAUGGUAUGCGAUCGCCAACAAAAAUCAAAAGCACACGAAUUUACACGAACUAUUGCGAGGUUGCCGUCAUUCUGGCUAUUGUAAACGAGCUGAAAGCAAUGGGACUCGCUAGCAAUAUGAUUGGUAUCAUUGCACCGUAUGCACUGCAAGUGGAAUUGCUACGAAAAUCGGUCGCACAACAUUUUGAUAAUGAUAUAGAAGUGAACACUGUUGAUCAGUACCAAGGUCGUGAUAAAGAAGUUAUCAUUUACUCGUGUACACGAUCCAAGGGAAAAUCGGACAGAGCGAUGAAGUCGGUUGAAAUGCGACGCAACAAUGAAAUUCUGGAGGAUCAGCGCCGUUUAACGGUGGCCAUAACUCGGGCCAAGCAUAAAUUGAUCAUGAUCGGCGAUACGGCGUCAUUAGACAAUUACCGACCUUUCCGAAUGCUGAUCACAAGCAUGAGCAAAAUGAAUAAAAUAAAUUUAGUCGAUCAGCAGCAAGGUUUCGAUUGGCGCACCCUUCUUUCGAUCUUCAAUGCCAAUUAAUUUGCUAAUUUAGAGUAAUCCGUUUGACCAGCAGCAAUUUUUGUUUCCUCAUUUACCUUGUUUUGAUAAUUUAUUGUACGAAUUGAUUGCAAAUAAAAAAACUGUUUGUUCGAAAAA
Messenger RNA from Sitodiplosis mosellana (orange wheat blossom midge), 4134 nucleotides. It is a transcript of the gene Dna2, whose product is annotated as DNA replication ATP-dependent helicase/nuclease DNA2. Gene Ontology annotation, cellular component: cytoplasm. The record is from RefSeq and is a predicted model, not a curated record. The transcript is spliced from 9 exons. Lineage: Eukaryota; Metazoa; Arthropoda; Insecta; Diptera; Cecidomyiidae. Gene Ontology annotation, molecular function: 5'-flap endonuclease activity; single-stranded DNA helicase activity. Gene Ontology annotation, biological process: replication fork reversal. The coding region runs from base 364 to 4017 and encodes 1217 amino acids.